AUGAUUUGGAAUAUCCAGACAAUAAUCUGCCUCUUUCUUACUGUACCUGGACUUGUGGGGAAUAUACUAAUAUUUGUGAGAUAUAUGUAUAAUUUUCUCAUGAAGAAUGAGAUGAAAUGCACAGACCUCAUCCUCAUUCACUUGGCACUUUCAAAUAUACUUAUUAUUUGUAGCAUAACUAUCAGUGAAACAGCCAUUAUUUUCUAUUUCAAUAAUUUUCUAAGUGAGGUUGGCUGUAAAGUUGUAGUUUUUCUGGGAAGGAUGGCUCGAGGACUCUCCAUCUGCACCACCUGUCUCCUCAGCAUGGUCCAGGCUGUCACCAUCAACCCCAGAAUGACCCUGUGGAGAAAACUCAAACCACAGACUGCAGGACAGGUUCUUCCCUAUCUCCUCCUCUUUUGGAUGUUAAAUUCUUUGAUAAGCUCAAACUUGCUGCAUUAUAUCACAGUAGUCAGAACUGUGAACAGAUCUGGAGUUCACAUGUAUAGUGGGUACUGCUAUCUGCUCCCAUCCAGGCUAAUAGUGAGGUGGCUUUUUAUCUGUCUCAUGGCUCUUCGCGAUGCUGUAUUUCAGAGUCUCAUGGGCUGGAGCAGUGCGUCCAUGGCUCUCCAUCUGUAUAAACAUCAUAAGCAUGUCCUCUACCUUCAUAGCUCCAAGUGUGUGAACAAUUCCAGUCCAGAAAUCAGAGCCACACUGAGCACUCUCAUUCUCAUGACCUGUUUCCUUUUCUUCUUCUGGGUAGAUUUCAUUUUCUCCUUCUACAUAGGUUCUAUGAUAACAUAUGAUCACAUAAUCAAUAUGAUUAAAACUUUUCUACAAGUUGGUUAUGCUGUUCUCAGUCCCUUUGUCUUGAUCAGCAGAGAUGUCCAUGUGGCUAAAUCCUGGUGUGGUCACUACAUGCUGAAAUUACAUUGCACACACAUCCCUCCAUGA
Molecule: messenger RNA, 933 nt
Organism: Jaculus jaculus (lesser Egyptian jerboa)
Lineage: Eukaryota; Metazoa; Chordata; Mammalia; Rodentia; Dipodidae
Product: putative vomeronasal receptor-like protein 4
Exons: 1
Coding region: 1-933 (310 amino acids)
Biological process (GO): G protein-coupled receptor signaling pathway
Cellular component (GO): membrane
Molecular function (GO): pheromone receptor activity
Source: RefSeq, a predicted model, not a curated record